UCAUCUUCUCCCCAACGGCUGACUAAAAUGAUUGAACAAUUUGUUGGGGGCGGAAAGGUGAGCCGAGCAAGACAGAGGGCAUCAAAGUAAACUUUGAAAAGAUCACCCCUCGACAAAGGUAAAAAAAACCUCAACAAAAACUAAAGAAGUCGGUGCUAUUAAACCGGAAACGGGAGAGGAGAGUGCUUCGGUUAUUGUUUCUUCCUUCUUAAAAAAAGACAACUUGUUAAGUCGUUGUUUGGAGCCUGAACGCACCACAGAUACGCCCAAAAUUCCCAGCCGUCUUUAAUGCAUUGUUGCUCCAUCCCACAAUGCCAACUCAGUCUCUGCUGCCGUUUGUGGAGAGCCCGGAGGGACUCACCCAAGACAGCUUGACUAGCAACAGCGCCAGCAUCCCGGGAUCUGGCUCAAGCAUGACUCCUCACGCCACCUACCUCUCAAAGACCGUGGCACAAUGCGGAGCGAACGAUUCGCCAUCUUGCAUGUUCUGCGACAAGACGUUCACUCACCAAGAUGAGGUGGGGCAACACGUUCUCACCCAGCACCCCACCACAUUCUUUGAGCCGACCGUGCUCAGAAUUGAAGCGGAAUUUCGGAUCCCGGGGCAGAGACCCCGGACCAAACCAGUCAGCCUGGCGCCGGACAAAGAGGAAGUCCACACCUGUAUCGUGUGUGGCCUGGUGUCGCAGGAUGCCAGCGAGCUGGAGACCCACCUGAGGAAGCACAAGGACUACUUCACCUAUUGCUGUAAUGUGUGUGGACGGCGGUUCAGAGAGCCCUGGUUCCUCAAAAACCACAUGAAGAUGCACGGGAAGUCCGGGACCAAGAGCAAGGCACUGCAAGACCAGGAGGGCCCUGUCACUGUCAACGGCGUGGUUCAAGAGCCUGCGUCAGCGCCUGUGGUCACCGCCUACAAAAUGUGCAUGGUUUGCGGGUUUUUCUUUCCAGACCACAGCAGCUUGGUAGAACAUAGUAAAGUACACAACCGAGACGUGAGGCCUGCCAAAGAUGAACACUCUGACGGCACUGGGACUGAACCUCUGACCCAACAGAGUUUUUUUCACAGCCUCAAUCUCAAGCCUCGUCCCGCAGGCAAGUCUUUGCGACCUGAAAGAACGUCAAAAUGGAUUCCUCAGCUGGAUCCCUAUAACACAUUUCAGGCCUGGCAAUUGGCCACAAGAGGUAAGAUUGCAGUUGGUCCUAUUACAACGAAAGAGAUGGGCCCGGAGGCCAGCACAGACAAUGAGGACUGCAGCUCUGAUAAGGAACAGAUGAGCGCUUCCGGGUCUGAUGGAGACAAAACUACCAAAGUAGUUCUAGGCAGAGAGCUCAGAUCGCAGCACCAGCAGGCCGUGGCAGCGAACCUAGAACCGCGACUACCACCACGGGGAUCCCUGAUGCAAAAGAACAAAGAGACUGAGAGGCCCACCACUUGUGAGGAAUGCCAGCGAAGCUUCAAGACCUACCACCAGUUAGUACUUCACUCCAGGGUACACAAGCGUGAGGGAGGCGGAGGGGAGAGCCCCACCUUGGCCACUGACGGAACGUGGGCCAGAGCAGGUUCAGCAGCCUACGUCGAGGGCGGGACUGAUGAAGGCUUUGACGCAGGCGAGGAUGGCCUCUACCAAUCGAAAGAGCGAUCGAAACACUGCAGCUACUGUGGCAAAUCAUUUCGCUCAAGCUAUUACCUAACAGUGCACCUCAGAACUCACACAGGUGAAAAACCCUACAAGUGCAUUUACUGUGACUAUGCUGCCGCCCAGAGGACAUCGCUGAAAUAUCACCUGGAACGACGCCACAAGGACAAACCUUACGUGGAGAUCCCAAGCAAACCCGUUAUUCCCGUGCCCUCACCAAGUGAGAGGAAAGCAAGUUCAGCAGUGAAAAGAUCCAAACUUUGGUUUCCUGAGGCCGAGGGAGAACCGAUGGAUAAAUUGCAAAGCCUUGUCGGCGAGCUCCACAACGUGGCUGUGCAGAACGAGCACGAAAAAGUAAUUGCUGAUGCAGCUUUCAACGGAACUGAGAACGUGACCGUAAAGUGCCCUGUAGCUGUUAAUCUGAAGGUGGAAAAGGAGGAGAUAAAAGACGACAAGUGUGAGGCCCCAUUAGAUCUGUCCUUAAAAGUGUCUCUUUCCGUCCCCGCCAGCAGACAACCCAGAAAUGCAUUAAUUCCUUCUGUGUGUUCAUUCUGCACAUAUAAAACCAUCUACCCGGAGGUCCUGAGUAUGCACAAAAGGCUGACUCACAAAGAUAAAUGUGGUGGUGCAAGAAAGAAUACUUUGGGCAAGCAGAAGCGCCUAACAGGCUGCCCACCUGCGCUCCACGGAAAAGACGUCAGCCCGCUCGCUAUGAUUGACAGGCGCCAUCCUCGCCGAACCAAGUCCCCACCCCCAGCCUCUCCACCGACAAAACCCAAAGAAACGACGCCUCCCAACCAGAGAAAGCGCUUCGGGCACAACCGGGCGUCGCAGUCUGACCGCGAGUCUUCUGCUCGCUUAACCGAGCAGGCGAGGAAAUCCAGCCCGGCGGGCGCGUACCAGCCAAACACCUUCACCAAAGUGGCGGCCGCCGAGAGGAGUUUCCCUGAGAGAAGUGCGGCCAUGUGGCAGUCUGAUGCCGCUCACCUGUUCCUGCCCGGCCAGUUUGGGAGCCUGGCCCAGAUUGGUGAGCCGCCCAGCAAGAGAUUUAAGCAAAUGAAACCUGCAGGGGGUGUGGACGUGGGUUUCAAAGGACCACCACCGGGUAAUGGACGAACCAAUCUGCGUGUCCAAGGGAGUGUUGUUAAAGCUUUGCCGCAAGGCCUGCGUGCACCUGCGGACAUCUUGGCUCCGAGCAAGAGCACGGCCUUCGGAGAAGGUUUGGAUGCCGACUGGAACAAUCUCCUGCGUGCCUGCACUCCCUACACCCUGGCAUCUCUUUACCGCGGCAUCCUGGGGAACCCAAGCCACAUGGAGCUGGCUCAUCCAAGAGCAGGAGGCAGGAGUGUGCUGUUCCAGCACUUCCCCACUGUACCCAUCCUUCCCAGGAGAGAGCCCCCAGCACCCAUCCCAAAUCAACACCAUGGGACCUCCGAUAAGACAACAUAAAAGGUCAACGCACGCUAAAGGACUUAUGCAAUCUUUCUGCACAUCUGACACAAUCGGGUCCUUUUGAGAAUGUGAAAUCAGAAUCAUUUGCUGCUACCUUAUUUUCAGGACUGUUGGAUGUUUUGUGGUUGUUUUUUAGGGCUGAAAAAAAUUCCUUUCUGAGCCACACUAAUGUUGAUCAGAGUUUACCACAUAGCAUUUGUGCAUCUUUUUAGCACAUAAAAUAAUAUCCGGGGAGCGUUUGAUGUACCAAAUAUUGUUGCUGCUAUAUGUUCAUCAGCAAAGCCCCUCUCCUCAAGCACUGAGCAGUGUGUUCCUUUUGUCAAACGUUUGAUUGGAGUAGAAUUACAUGGUACAUCAAGCCCCCCCUGGUGGUCUGCACAGUUUGUGUGGUACUGUUCGUCAAAUGGUCCUCAGAUUUUGUGGUUAUUAAUAGUGCUGUACGUUGUUGUUCCACGGCACAUUUUCAGUUUUCCAAGUCUUGCACAUUUUUGAAAGUAUUUAAUUUCAUAUAUUAUUUGUUCAUCCUGCCUUGAUAUCUUUAAAAGCGACUGGGUUCUCAGGGCUGCAAAAAUGAACACUCAGCCUUAACAACUACAUACUAUCAGAAUCAAUUUGUCAAUGUGAAUAAAAGAUCUCAGGCAAGUCAGAUUUACAAUCUGAUCUGCCACCAUGAAUUGAGAUUAAGUUAUUUUGUUUUUUCUUCCACAACUUGUGUAAUUGAAUGAAAUAUAUUGUUUGAGAUUUGUAUAACAUGUUUGAAUAAAAAUAUAAGAGGCAAAGAGA
Syngnathus typhle (broad-nosed pipefish) is the source of this 3872-nucleotide messenger RNA. RefSeq names its product zinc finger protein 217 (gene znf217). Gene Ontology annotation, molecular function: RNA polymerase II cis-regulatory region sequence-specific DNA binding; DNA-binding transcription factor activity, RNA polymerase II-specific. Gene Ontology annotation, cellular component: nucleus. Gene Ontology annotation, biological process: regulation of DNA-templated transcription. The record is from RefSeq and is a predicted model, not a curated record. Bases 312 to 3086 code for a protein of 924 amino acids. The transcript has 6 exons. Lineage: Eukaryota; Metazoa; Chordata; Actinopteri; Syngnathiformes; Syngnathidae.